Messenger RNA from Dentiscutata erythropus, 798 nucleotides. Lineage: Eukaryota; Fungi; Glomeromycota; Glomeromycetes; Diversisporales; Gigasporaceae. The record is from the annotation of a GenBank genome assembly.
AUGCCAGGAGGAAUACAACAAGCUUCGCAACUUUAUAGGACUCUCAAAGAUGAAUUUACUUCUGCUUCACCUGACUUGAAUAAAUGUGGCACUUAUUUAGCAAAACUCAAGAUUGCGUUAUCAGAAAUGCAACUUUUGCUCCCCGGAGAAGUUACUAAUGCGGACGAACUUCUUAUUGCACGUGAAAUCUUAGAAAUUGGAGCCUACUGGAGUGUUCGCGUUAAGGACAUACCAUCCUUUGAACGAUAUAUAGCCCAAUUGAAUACAUAUUACACCGACUACAGUUCGCAGCUCAAACCUUCAGAUCAAAUGUACCCUUUAACCGGAUUGAAUCUUCUUCGAUUACUUUCCCAAAAUCGUAUCGCUGAAUUUCAUACUGCCUUGGAAAAUAUUGAACCAGAACAACUUUUGGAAAAUCCUUUUAUCAAACAUCCAGUUCAUUUAGAACAAUAUCUCAUGGAAGGAAGUUAUAAGAAGGUGUGGAAUGCUAGAGAAGAAGUACCUGCACCAGAGUAUCUUUUUUUCAUUGAUAUUUUAAUGGGGACUAUCAGGAGCGAGAUUGCAAGUUGCAGUGAAAAAGCGUAUUCAAGCUUGCCUUUGAACGAUGCUGCGACACUACUGUUCUUUAGUAAGCUUAACGAUGUAAUGAAUUUUGCGGUUGAGCGUGGGUGGAAUGUAAAUCCAACGGAGCAGAAAAUUUAUUUCACGACUAAAGAUGACAAUCAGGUUGAGAUACCGCAUGAAAAUAUUAUUAGACAAGCGCUUAAUUAUGCGCGUGAAUUAGAACAAAUUGUGUGA